Lichtheimia ornata is the source of this 723-nucleotide messenger RNA. RefSeq lists its product as uncharacterized. The record is from RefSeq and is a predicted model, not a curated record. The transcript has a single exon. The coding region runs from base 1 to 723 and encodes 240 amino acids. NCBI's taxonomy places the organism in Eukaryota, Fungi, Mucoromycota, Mucoromycetes, Mucorales, Lichtheimiaceae.
AUGGAUCAAGAGCUGAAGGCUGUAACCGUUGCUAUAGCUGCUGGAGUUGUGGUGAAGAAGGAACGAGUGGCAGGCGACGUGGAUGGCGUGGAGGUGGUGGUAUCACGUCUCAUGUUUCAAUAUUUGGACCUGACAAUCCACAUGAGUCGGCAGGCAGUGCAUGACCUUGUGUCAGCAUUGAAUGACAACCAGCAAUCGAUUAUUAUCACAGCCAACAUCGAUGUUCAUAGUACACAUGUCGACUUUUCACAACACGGACGGCGGAUUUUAUACACUCCUAAUGCAGGUGGACCAAGUAUCAUGAGUGAAGCAUUGUCAGCCGAGAUAAUGGAUCGCAUCUUGGGCAUACGUCGCUUAUUCACGGAAUGCGAGGUUCAAUACAACAAAGCAAAGCCGAAAGCCAUGACUGAUUAUGCUUGUCAUUUAUCGCUCAAAGGUGGUGGUGGCCUUGGUGUAUCUGUCACUCGCGCAAUGGUUCAUCGUGGGCGACUCACUUCUAAAGCUGCAAGGCGACUUGUUACCAAGAAAGCCAAAGGCAUACUCAAAUCCACUGAUGCAGUCCUCAAUUGCUCAUUCCAACGACAAGUGCUUCAUAUAUGGGUACCAAAUGGUAGUGACUCGGCUAUUGUAAGGCGAGCAUGCUCAAAGCUUUCCCCCUCUCUCAAAAGCAACACCAUUUUCCUCAUCACCACCGUCAACAUGUCGAACGUCUUUAGUGCUUGA